Messenger RNA from Rhodamnia argentea, 1388 nucleotides. RefSeq names its product triosephosphate isomerase, chloroplastic. Bases 73 to 1011 code for a protein of 312 amino acids. The record is from RefSeq and is a predicted model, not a curated record. The transcript is spliced from 9 exons. Lineage: Eukaryota; Viridiplantae; Streptophyta; Magnoliopsida; Myrtales; Myrtaceae. Gene Ontology annotation, cellular component: cytosol. Gene Ontology annotation, molecular function: triose-phosphate isomerase activity. Gene Ontology annotation, biological process: gluconeogenesis; glycerol catabolic process; glycolytic process.
GACGAUUCUCAGAUCUCAACCACCACAAGAGAAAGCUCAAGGCUUAACCUCGAACCCUUCACUCCGGCUUCCAUGGCGGUGGUUUCCACUUCCCUCACCUCCCAAUUCUCCGGCCUCCGCCGCUCCUCGAAGCUCGACCGCUCCCCCCCCGCCGCCCAGUCCUUCACCCAGCACGUCAAUGCUCGAGUCUGCUUCUCUUCUUGUUCUCCUCAUCAGAAGCCGUGCAGAGGCGUCGUUUCCAUGGCCGGUACCGGCAAGUUUUUCGUUGGUGGAAACUGGAAGUGUAAUGGAACUAAAGACUCCAUCACUAAGCUUGUUUCUGACUUGAACAGCGCGACAUUGGAGCCUGAUGUCGAUGUCAUUGUGGCACCUCCCUUUGUAUACAUUGACCAGGUUAAGAACUCAAUAACGCCACGGAUUGAGAUAGCUUCUCAAAACUCUUGGACUGGGAAAGGUGGGGCUUUCACCGGAGAAAUCAGUGUGGAGCAACUGAAGGAUAUUGGCUGCAAGUGGGUUAUUCUUGGGCACUCUGAGCGGAGACAUGUUAUUGGUGAAGAUGAUCAGUUUAUUGGAAAGAAAGCUGCUUAUGCUUUGAGUGAGGGUCUUGGAGUUAUAGCAUGCAUUGGGGAGCUUCUACAAGAGAGAGAAGCUGGGAAAACUUUUGAUGUCUGUUUUCAGCAAUUGAAGGCUUAUGCCGAUGCUGUGCCUAGCUGGGAUAAUAUCGUUAUUGCCUAUGAGCCUGUGUGGGCCAUUGGGACUGGUAAGGUGGCCACCCCCCAGCAGGCUCAGGAAGUCCAUGUAGCAUGCCGUGAUUGGCUGAAAAAGAAUGUCUCUGCAGAAGUUGCUUCCAAAACGCGCAUCAUUUACGGAGGGUCUGUGAAUGGAGGAAAUUGCGCAGAGCUUGCAAAGCAGGAAGAUAUUGAUGGUUUUCUUGUUGGCGGUGCUUCCUUGAAGGGUCCUGAGUUUGCUACAAUUGUCAACUCUGUGAUAUCCAAGAAAGUCGCUGCUUGAUGAGCAUGGUUGUGGUUUUUCACAAGGAGAGCUAAUAAGGGGUGACCAGAGCACAUUCACACCGGAGCGGAGUGCGUCAAAGUCAUGAGCUGGUUCAACACAAGUCGAUUUUUCUCGGUUGUCUGAUUUGUGCCCUUUAAAGGGUCUUAGAAAUCUGUAAUUUCUUGAUUUUGCAUUGACCGAACUUCUCAGAACUAGACAAAUAGAAGAUGAUAUGUCCCAUAGUCAUUGUAUUUCAAAAAGAGUCAGUGUUCCUGAACCUCGGAACUUGUUGAGGAGUCUCAUUUCCCCUUGACCUCCUGAAAUGCUGAAAAAGGGGACUAGUCUGGUGGAUGGAGCAGAAUAAUAAUAAUAGUAUGUGAUGAGAUGAUGGCUUG